CCUGGCUAUAUUUGUUGGUUACUUCGUAUCAUUUACAUCAAAAGGCAAACCUAUUUUACCAUUUUUCUUUACAGACUAUCCUACCAGAUUGCAUUCCCCUUUUCCAGGUUUCCCUUCAUACCCACGCCACCAUGACAGCAGUGCUGCGCAAACAAAUGACCCCUAUUCCGGAGGAAGGGUCUCGAAACACGUACCGCCUUGGGCUGAAAUACAAAACAAAGGCCGGAUCCCGGGUUCCCCGCGCACCAUUGGUGCCGGGAACGGUGCUCAUCAUUCUCGCAGGGAAGUUCCGGGGAAAGCGCGUGGUGUACCUUAAGACGUUGCUGGACGGGUCGCUUCUCGUGUCGGGACCGUUCAUGAUCAACGGAGUGCCGUUACGACGCGUCAGUGCACGCUACGUGAUUGUUAGUUCGAUGCGAAUCGUGUUCCAGGGGGUGGACGCACUAGGGAAGUUUGACGUGGAGUACUUCAGUCGCGCCAUACGCGAGGGUGCGGAACAGAACCAGGCGGUGAUAGACAGGAACCGCACCGAACGGGUUGGAGAUCAGCGGGCGGUAGAUACGCUCUUGUGGCACGAGAUCAAGAAGGUGCCACUCUUAAAGCAGUAUUUGGCGACGACUUUCUCGUUGAAGCGUGGCGAUCAGCCCCAUAAAAUGAAGUUUUAGAGAGACAUUAAUAGGUAUAUAUCUCCCAUUUGCUUCCUUGCUAAAGUAAACGUCCCAUAUCUCCACACCACUAGAACAUACUGUGAUUUGGUAACAUGCCAAUACAUAUUUAAUAUCGAUAAAGGCACCUUUAUUUAUUUCAAUACAUC
Babjeviella inositovora NRRL Y-12698 is the source of this 814-nucleotide messenger RNA. Its product is annotated as 60S ribosomal protein eL6. Gene Ontology annotation, biological process: cytoplasmic translation; ribosomal large subunit assembly. Lineage: Eukaryota; Fungi; Ascomycota; Pichiomycetes; Serinales. The transcript has a single exon. The coding region runs from base 132 to 665 and encodes 177 amino acids. Gene Ontology annotation, molecular function: RNA binding; structural constituent of ribosome. The record is from RefSeq and is a predicted model, not a curated record. Gene Ontology annotation, cellular component: cytosolic large ribosomal subunit; ribosome.